Rhagoletis pomonella (apple maggot) is the source of this 942-nucleotide messenger RNA. Its product is annotated as protein ANTAGONIST OF LIKE HETEROCHROMATIN PROTEIN 1-like. The record is from RefSeq and is a predicted model, not a curated record. The transcript is spliced from 2 exons. Bases 1 to 942 code for a protein of 313 amino acids. NCBI's taxonomy places the organism in Eukaryota, Metazoa, Arthropoda, Insecta, Diptera, Tephritidae.
AUGUCGAAACCAACAUUCCAUCUCUUGGUAUCCCUCGUGGGGCAUUCCAUUAAGAAGCAAAAUACAAAGUUUAGGGAAUGUAUUGGGCCUGAAGAGCGGCUGUUGAAAACGCUAAGGUAUUUAGCUACGGGCUGUACCUUUACUGCUAUUGCACUACAUUUUCAGAGGGGUGAACGCACAAUUGGCGUAAUCGUGGAGGAAACCACGAAAGCAGUUUGGGAUGUACUCAAGGACAAAUACAUGGCUAUGCCCAAACUCGAAGGCUGGAAGAUAAUCGCCGACCGUUUCUACGAAUUGUGGCAGUUGCCCAAUUGCUUAGGUGCGAUAGACGGAAAACAUAUCCGUAUUAAAAAAUUUCCGAAUUCGGGAUCUGCGAACUAUAAUUAUAAAAAUUACCCCUCAGUCAUAUUGCUGGGUUGUUCCGACGCAGAUGGUUUUUUCACCUCGGUAGAGUGCAGUUUUGCAGGCCGAAGUAGCGAUGGAGGAGUGUUUCGUAUUUCUGAAUUCCAGCAUUGGUUGGAAAGAACAUCAGAUAUACCGUCUUCCAAGGAAUUGCCUCACGAUGAGGGAGGAAUAAAAUUUCCAUAUUACUAUGUGGCAGACGCAGCAUUUCCGAUAAAGAAAAACAUUAUGAGACCGUAUCCCGAGCGAAACUUGGACAACAAAAAACGAAUUUUCAACUAUCAAUUGAGUCGAGCGCGCAAAACCAUUGAAUGUGCAUUUGGGAUGAUGACACAAAAGUUUCAAAUCUUUAUGACGCCCAUUCGGUGCAGAAAAUAUUCAACCAUUAUAUCUGUUGUGCACUGCGCUACCGUUUGGCAUAAUUAUAUUCGCAAGAAGGAUGGUAUAUUAUACACUACACAUGAUACCAGUGGCACCAACACACAGCCUUCAAAUGUACAUUCAGAUAUUGCCGCUACGGAAAAUUCAAAAAAGUUUUGA